Molecule: messenger RNA, 3453 nt
Organism: Menidia menidia (Atlantic silverside)
Lineage: Eukaryota; Metazoa; Chordata; Actinopteri; Atheriniformes; Atherinopsidae
Source: the annotation of a GenBank genome assembly
AUGGGCUGCUCUUUAUCUGCCGGGCGUUUGGGCUUCGGGCCAUCAGAUUGGUUGCUCGCACAUACCUACACAAUCAGUCCAACCAAAGUGGUGUCCAAAGCGUUGACCGUCCAUACAUUAACCGGCCACGUGGGUGUUCUGCAUCUGUCUGCCGUGCAGGAGUUUGCCACCCUGACAAAGGAGCUGAACAUAUGCAGGGAACAGCUGCUGGAGAAAGAGGAGGAAAUAUCCGAGCUGAAAGCCGAGAGGAACAACACCAGGCUGCUGUUGGAGCACCUGGAGUGUUUGGUGUCUCGUCACGAGCGCAGCCUGAGGAUGACAGUGGUAAAGAGACAGGCACCCCCGCCAUCUGGAGUCUCCAGCGAGGUGGAGGUCCUCAAAGCUCUGAAGUCGCUGUUUGAACACCACAAGGCUCUGGAUGAAAAGGUGCGUGAGAGGCUUCGGGUGGCUCUGGAAAGGGUGGCCACCCUUGAGGGACAACUAGCAUCUUCCACACAAGAGUUGAACAUGGUAAAGCAGAGAAAGGAUGGUGACUUUGAGCGAACAGAUGGAUCCAAACCUACAUGGAAGGUCUUCCUGGCUAGAUUACCCAAUGGUUCUAUAGAUGCCCACGAUGAUGGCAGCCGGGUGUCUGAGCUCCAGGAGCUGCUGGAUCGGACCAAUAAGGAGCUCGCUCAGAGCCGCGAACAUUCGGCCACCCUUAACGCCCGCAUGGCCGAUCUCGAGGCUGAGCUCACCAACGCCCGCCGAGAACUGAGCCGCAGUGAGGAGCUCUCAAUCAAACAACAAAGAGAGCAGAGAGAGAGAGAGGACAUGGAGGAGAGGAUAACAACAUUAGAGAAGCGCUAUCUGGCUGCACAGCGGGAGACAACACACAUCCACGACCUAAAUGACAAACUCGAGAAUGAGCUGGCAACCAAGGACUCCCUGCAUAGACAGAGCGAGGAGAAGGUGCGCCAGCUGCAGGAGAUGCUGGAGAUGGCAGAGCAGAGACUGGCUCAGACCAUGAGGAAAGCGGAGACACUGCCGGAGGUGGAGGCCGAGCUGGCACAGAGAGUUGCGGCUCUCUCCAAGGCGGAGGAACGGCAUGGCAACGUGGAGGAGCGGCUCAGACAGCUGGAGUCACAAUUAGAGGAGAAGAACCAAGAGCUAGCAAGGAAUUCCCUUAUUCAAGACCUCGAGAACUGCCAAAAACAGCUUGAAGAAUUCCACCACACAAGGGAACGGCUUAUUGGGGAGAUUGAUAAAUUGAGAAAUGAGAUUGACCAUUUGAAACGCCGGAGUGGUGCAUUCGGAGAUGGAACCCACCCUCGGUCUCACUUAGGCAGCUCCAGUGACCUCCGUUUCUCUGUGGUGGAGGGCCAGGAUGGCCACUACAGCACAACUGUGAUCAGGCGGGCACAGAAAGGCAGACUAUCAGCGCUGCGCGAUGACCCAAACAAGGUGUGUGCGAUGUUUGAGCAGGACUACCAAUCUCUGCGGGGGAGCGUGGGCCACCUCCUCGGUAGCGACAUUGAGGCAGAGUCAGACAUGGACGAUGACGUCAGCUCUGCCCUGCUCUCCCCCAGCGGUCAAUCAGAUGCUCAGACCUUAGCUCUCAUGCUGCAAGAGCAACUUGACGCCAUCAAUGAGGAGAUAAGGAUGAUUCAGGUAGAAAGAGAGUCAGCGGAGUUGCGGUCUGAUGAGAUCGAGUCCCGUGUAAAUAGCGGCAGCAUGGAUGGUCUUAACGUGACCCUUCGACCCCGGGCCCUUCCCACCUCUGCCACUGCCCAGUCCCUUGCCUCAUCUUCCUCCCCACCCACCAGCGGCCACUCCACACCUAAACAUCACGGACGCAACGCCAGCCACCAUCUUGGCAUCAUGACCCUGCCAAGUGACUUGAGGAAACACAGAAGGAAAGUAGCUUCUCCGGUGGAAGUGGACAAAGCUACUAUUAAGUGUGAGACAUCACCCCCCUCGUCCCCCCGCAGCUUACGACUGGAAACCAAUUUUGCCCAGUUCACAGGCAGCCUGGAGGAUGGGCGAGGCAAACAGAAAAAAGGUAUCAAGUCAUCUAUUGGUCGAUUGUUCGGUAAGAAGGAGAAGGGUCGGAUGGACCAGGCUGUCAGCAGGGAUGGACAGUCACUACCAGCUCUGACAGACUUUGAGAUGGGCAUCGGUGACACUAUGACUCUGGGAAAACUAGGCACUCAGGCUGAGAGGGACCGCAGGAUGAAGAAAAAACAUGAGCUUCUGGAAGAUGCCAGGAAAAGAGGGCUUCCAUUUGCACAAUGGGACGGUCCUACAGUUGUUUCAUGGCUAGAGCACAUCUAUGGUAACAACACGGGUGUAUGUGUUGAUUACUUUUACCAGCUGUGGGUGGGUAUGCCAGCCUGGUAUGUGGCAGCGUGCCGUGCCAACGUGAAGAGUGGAGCCAUCAUGUCAGCUCUGUCGGACACAGAGAUCCAGAGGGAGAUCGGCAUCAGCAACCCUCUGCAUCGACUUAAACUUCGUCUGGCCAUCCAGGAGAUGGUGUCCCUCACCAGCCCCUCCGCUCCACUCACCUCCAGGACGCAGUCCUCCGGAAAUGUGUGGGUGACUCACGAAGAGAUGGAGAACCUGGCUUCCUCCACUAAAGCGAUUAGCCCCUCUCUGCCUAAACUUGUGUGUUGUUUCCACCAUGCUGCCACUCAGGAGAAUGAGGAGGGCAGCUGGGCACAGACGUUGGCAUAUGGAGACAUGAAUCAUGAAUGGAUAGGAAACGAAUGGCUACCCAGCCUCGGCCUGCCUCAGUACCGUUCCUACUUCAUGGAAUGUCUCGUUGAUGCACGAAUGCUGGACCACCUGACCAAGAAGGACUUGAGGAGCCACCUCAAGAUGGUAGACAGCUUCCACAGGGCUAGUCUUCAGUAUGGGAUUAUGUGCUUGAAGAGACUUAAUUAUGACAGGAAAGACCUGGAUCGCCGGAGAGAGGACAGCCAACAUGAUAUGAAAGAUGUUUUGGUGUGGACCAAUGAGCAGGUGAUUCACUGGGUGCAGUCCAUUGGUCUUAGGGAGUACAGCAGCAACCUGUUGGAAAGUGGCGUUCAUGGAGCGCUCAUCUCUCUGGAUGAGACCUUCGACUACAGCAGCUUAGCACUCAUCCUGCAGAUCCCUAUGCAGAACACACAGGCACGACAGGUUCUGGACAGGGAGUUCAACAAUCUGUUAGCCUUGGGGACGGACCGGCGAAUGGAGGAGAGUGGAGAUGACAAAACAUUUCGACGCUCUCCGUCGUGGCGAAAGAGGUUUCGGGCCCGGGAGGGAGGGACUGGUCUGGGGAUGAUGGCGGGCUCUAUGGAAACGCUACCUGCAGGUUUCCGUAUGGCCUCCAUGUCAAUGCCCCCCUCAAUGAACUUAGCACCCAAGAAACAGCUCCAGCCUGAAGCGCCCCCGAGACUUGACCCCUCGGCUGUGCGGACCUAUUCAUGCUAA